UCUCAAUACAGCAGGAAGUGUAUGACGUCAACACCCAAACAAAUAGACAUCGCUCAUGGUCGUGUGACUCGAUCGGUUGAUGACUCGCUGCUGAUUUAAAAGAACAUUUCACAUCAGAGUCACAUCCCACUGUAACACCAACCAUGUUUAGUAGCGGCGCAAAUUACAGCAAGCUUAAAACCAAUCUGCGACUGACCGUCAAUCGCUUGAAAUUAUUGGAAAAGAAAAAAACCGAACUCGCUGCAAAGGCCAGGAAAGAAAUCGCAGAUUACAUUUCAGCUGCAAAAGAUGAUCGGGCCAGGAUCAGAGUGGAACAUAUUAUCCGCGAAGAUUAUCUUGUCGAGGCAAUGGAACUACUCGAGAUGUAUUGUGACCUUCUACUAGCCAGAUUUGGACUGAUACAGACUCAAAAAGAAUUGGACUCGGGGCUUGAGGAGUCCAUUGCCAGCAUAAUCUGGGCCGCGCCUCGACUUCAGGCUGAUAUACUAGAACUGAAAAAUGUGUCCGACCAAUUCACAGCAAAAUAUGGAAAAGAGUUUGCUCAAGCCUGCCGAACAAAUGAACUUAAUAAUGUUAGUGAAAAGGUCAUGCAUAAAUUAGGUGUAGAGGCCCCGCCCAAGAUUCUUGUAGAACGUUACAUGAUUGAGAUUGCCCGGACCUACAAUGUGCCAUUUGAGCCUGACCCGUCAAUAAUGGCACAGGACGAGAUGUUCAGUGCCGAGAAUUUUCUGAUUGACUUGGGAGAGAAGAAGGGUGGUGGAGGAGGUGGUGGUGGAAGUGGAGGGAUGGGCGUAUUGGAGCCACAAUCAGCAUCCUACCCCCCUCCCCAACAACAACAAUAUCCUCCCCCACAGCAACAGUAUCCUCCCCCACAGCAACAGUAUCCUCCCCCAAAUCAGGCAAUGAUGUACCCUCCCCAACAGGGAAAGCAGCCCCCACCCUUACCCCAGGCACCCCCAUCAGCUGGUGUAGAUACCCCUGCCUACCCACCCCCACAGAGCUCUGACUAUGAUAACUGGUUAGGAGAGGAUCCUAAGAAACGGCUUCAGAACUCUGGCCCCACCCAGCCUCCCCAUCAACAGCCCCCUCCUCCCGGAUUCAAAGAUGGAUUUCCUGAGCUGCCGACAGUUCCAACCAACUCACUACCAGAUCCGGGACACUCCGUGGGGACAAGUUCUGCCGGAGGAGACGAUGUUGAUUUUGAUGAUUUGACGAGAAGAUUUGAACAGUUGAAAAAGAAGAAGUGAACGUUUUUUUAUUACUUUUACAUAACACAAUGAUAACAGUUAAGGACUUUGAAAUGUUUACUUACAUAGUAUACAAGCAUUGUAUUGUGUACAAUUUUCCUAGUCUUGUGACUUUAUACUACAAAAGUAAGUUAUAAGAUGACAAAAAUUAAUUAAUUUAUGUGUGAUUGUGAUAAGUGUACUAUGUAUAAACAUCAGUUUAAAAUAGCCCUACAUUUUGCAUGUUAAUCUAAAAAGACAAAUAUCAAGACUUAGAUUGAAAAACUUUUAUCAACUUUGGUGAAAAGUCAUUAGCAUUACAUACUUUAUUCAGCUGGCAUUGUAAGGUUUAUAUAUAAUUUAUUUGUUAAAGGGAAAAAUGAAAUAGCUGAUUUUGACUGACAAUGAUUUUAUAAAACAAUGAAACAGGUUCUAUAUCUGUAAAUGUGGUACCUCCUUUUGUGUAAAUAUUGAUGUGGAGGUUCAUAGAUAGGGAAGAGCUUAUUUUUUUCUGAUCAAAAAUAAACUUUAUUAUCUUAAUUACAAAACUUGUUGGAAUAGGAAAUAAAGUAAUAAAAGUUAAAGAUCUGGUGAUUAGCUGUAUGGUUGUUGAAAUGCAAGGCAUAACCUUGUUACUGUACAUGUAUAUUAAUGUUUUACACUCAGUGGUCUGUGUGUCUGUCAACCAGGAGAAGGUAACCGUUAGAUUAUUAUACACUUUUGUCCAUUACUAGUAGUUUCUAUAGACAGAUCUUGACUGCUCCUUACCAUCAUUUGAAUACUUGUAUAAUUUAUUUAUGUUUUGAUGAUUAAUGCAAGAAGGCCAUACUGUUAGUGAUAUAGUACAAUAUAUGUAGUAUAUGUUUAGGUACAUUGCGUCUAUUUACUAUAGGUAAAAUGGUAAUGAAGAAAUGCUUUAAGUUAAAAUGUGAUUCAUUAAUGCAUGUUUAUGUGGACAUAUAAAUUGUGUAAACUAAUUAAAAAUGUACAAAAAACUCUGAUAUUAAUUUGUACUGUCAACAAUUUGACAGAACGUUUUAUUUUGUUGAGUUGAAAAUUGAAUCUACUAAGUUUAUGUUCAGUUCCUAAUUCAAACUGUAAAAUGUGGGUGCAAUCCUUUUUCCACUGUUAUAAUUAAAAUGUAUGAAUCUUCAAAAACAAAGUUGUUGGUUUAUAUUGCUAUUUUAUAAGUUUAUAAGUUACAACAUAUACAAAUAGUCAACUUUAUUAACAUAUUGCAUACUUAAUACAUACCGGUAUGUAUACCUCACGAUUCAUAUGAAUGUAGGAUGCUUACACUACUAUAUGUAUCAUGAUACACAUAUCUGCUUAAAAAGUCAUAAGGAAUAUUUAUAUUGUUCUGUCAUAGUUUUAAAUAGUAAAUACAUGUACUAACUAAAUACAUUUUAAUAUGAUUUUUAGUACUUUUGGGUAUAUGACUGCAGAGUGGGCCACAUUCUACUGGAAGAUUCAAAAACUGUUACACUUUUUCAGUAUUUAAUAAGAGAUUGGUCAACAAUUUCAGUCUUGAUAGUGUAUCAUGAUACAAGCAAAUAAAACAAUUGUAUAUGAUACACAAGGAAUUAUCCCAAUAUGAUUUGACAUAAAAAUGUAUUAAUAUUGUUUCAGCCCUAAUACAUCUGGUGAUUUAUGGAAGUUAUUGAACAGUCAUGUCAGUUUAAACACAUGUUGUUUCAUCCGUAUUGCAUGAUUGAUGAAGUCUGCUGGGUGUUCAUGUUGAAUUGUUCAAUACAGAUUUCUUUUGUUAAUCUAAACUGCAUAUAUUUGUUUAAGAAACAAAACCAAAACAAUAUGUCUUCUAUAAAAUAAAUAUCAGCAGUUACUC
This is a messenger RNA of Mizuhopecten yessoensis (Yesso scallop), 3072 nucleotides long. RefSeq names its product IST1 homolog. Gene Ontology annotation, biological process: protein transport. Lineage: Eukaryota; Metazoa; Mollusca; Bivalvia; Pectinida; Pectinidae. The transcript is spliced from 3 exons. The record is from RefSeq and is a predicted model, not a curated record. Bases 144 to 1247 code for a protein of 367 amino acids.